This is a messenger RNA of Mycena citricolor, 855 nucleotides long. Lineage: Eukaryota; Fungi; Basidiomycota; Agaricomycetes; Agaricales; Mycenaceae. The record is from the annotation of a GenBank genome assembly.
AUGAUCUAUCUCACCGCCGUGCAAAUUGCCAAUGUGUUCGUCGAGACGGGCAUUAUUUUUGAUCCCCUGAUCAUCAACUACGGCACUGCCCAUGCCGUCGACGACAUUCCGCGAUUUCUUCCAGGAGACGCUGUGAUGAUUUCCGUUGUUUCGGCCCCGAUCCAAAUUUUCAUCGCAUGGCGGCUCAGCGUGGUCACGCAAUCCUACCUACUCUCGAUCUUCAUCUCAAUUCUGUCGCUCAUCUCUUUCGGUUCGGGCAUGCUUGUCACCGUGGUCGUUUCUAUGAGACCCGCAUUCUCGGAUUUUACACACUUCACCGCGGAAAUCAAUAAAUCGGAUCGUUGGACGUAUGUGGACUUCCUGCCCGAUCUCAUUUCAGCUGGAGAUAGAAUUAAAGAGGCUGCAGUCGCCAUUGAAACGGGUACACUCACAGCAUUCGCGGCGCUGGCUGACAUGUCCUUGUUCUUGAUCUUCCCUAAUACGACCAUCAAUUUCAUCCUGGAUUUUCCACUCUCGAACUUGUACACGCUUUCGGUACUCACGAUGUUGAACUCGCGCCCACAGAAACGGAUCAAUGAUGUUGAGAAAGGAGUCACCGCUGCCACAAUAGCGACUGGACCCGGGAGAAAUGCAACAGGACCGUUGAGGACGGCGACAAUUCCCAGCGCGGCAUCUCUGACCCGCAUUACCAGCAAUUCUUCCCAGAACUCCGUCGAGAUCUACAAAAUCACCGAAACGAUUGUGAGAAUGGACGACAUUGACUCGGCUUCCCACAGAGCACGCGCGAUGCUCUCGGUGCACGACAGACACCUAGCUCUCAUCAGACCGCAAAGCACUCUACGUAUUGCAGGUUGA